This is a messenger RNA of Varanus komodoensis (Komodo dragon), 2710 nucleotides long. It is a transcript of the gene ENTR1, whose product is annotated as endosome associated trafficking regulator 1. The record is from RefSeq and is a predicted model, not a curated record. Bases 836 to 1966 code for a protein of 376 amino acids. Gene Ontology annotation, biological process: positive regulation of protein localization to cilium; regulation of cytokinesis; positive regulation of cilium assembly. Gene Ontology annotation, cellular component: recycling endosome; midbody; early endosome. The transcript is spliced from 7 exons. Lineage: Eukaryota; Metazoa; Chordata; Lepidosauria; Squamata; Varanidae.
CUGGGCCCUCGCGGGGUGCAUUACUGCGCCUGGCGUGGCCUCUGAGCAUGUGCAAAGCGCCCUUCGGGGCCUCUGGUGCGGCCCCUGAGCACGUGUCUUGGGCCCUUGUAUGCCCUUUGGUACAGGCAGUCUCUUAGCACAUGCAGAGCGCACUCUGCUUUAGACACGGCCCCGAGCGCGUGUUAGAACGGCUAUUUGCCGGCGAUGGUGGGGGGCGGCUUUCAACAAAAAACUCAGCUAUGAAUAUAUCGUUACAGCUUUUUCUGUUAUUUGCUCAUUUAUUUUGAACUAUUGCUGGUAAUAUUUUUAUAAAUAUAUAAAAUAUAUCAAAGGUUAUAAAUCUAGUGUUUAAGUGCAAUACAGUACUGAGCGCUUCAUCUCCAACUAGCAGCAGCAGCAUUAUGGCUUUGCUGUUAUGUAAUUUAAGAACUUAGUGUUUUAUUUUGGUGGGGCAUUAAAUAAGAAUUUAAGUGCUUCUAAGACUGCAGUGUGGAAAGAGACAAUUUUGGAUUUCUUGGGUGGAGCGCUGGUGAAAAGGGAUAUAGGAGGAGCUGCUUUCAGCAUGUGCAGAGUGCAAAUGGCACAGCGCCUGUCCUCGUGUAGGCAUGCCUUGGGCUUCAGUUACUUUGGGUUAGAAAUUGGGCACAAGCGCUUCCAGCUGUAAAGGGGAUAUUUCCUUCAGAUGGGGAAGCAAAAAUAGAAAUGUCGUAAUUAAAAUUGAGGAAUGACAGGGGCCUCUAAGCCUAGGCAGAGUGUCUCCCUUUUCCCUGGGGAACAUGGCUGUCAAAAUUGACUUCUGGAUAAGUUCUCCUUAUGUGAGGAAAGGAGCUCCUGAAUGUGCCUCAUGGGCUGGAUUCUGGAGCCAGCCAGCCAGCCAUUGCUUCUUGCUUUUACCUGUGCACCUGCUUCUUUGCUUCUGCUUCCAGUGGGCCCCCCCAGUUGCUCCGGGGAGGAGGCCAAUCCCUUUUCCUUCAAGGAGUUUGUGCGGAGCAAGAACCAGGCUGCCACCACCAGCACCCUGCCAGGGGCCCAGCGGACCAGCGAGCUGCUCCGGGAAUUGAGGCUUACCAGCGGUAUCAGCCCCCAGGAGUCAUCUGGGUUCUCCCCACUAGACAACAGCUCCUUAUCGCCACAAUCAUUUGGACUGAGUCUGGACCUCCGAGAGCCGUUUUUCCCAGACCCGACGGUGACAAACUCCUUGUUGGAUGAUGAAGAGGAUGACUGGAGCACCACAUACCAGCCCUUGGCUGUCGAGGAGGCCCACUCAACCCGGGGCCCCAGUGCCUCGCUCAGCAGCACCUCUGACUCUUUGUACAGCAACCGGUCGGAUGUGUCUGACCUUGGGUCCUUUUCUGCAUGGCAGCUUGGAGGGAAUGGCUCUCAGCCACAGGGCCCUCUCGGGAAGGGGGACCCCAGCUCCCCUCAAGAUGGCGUGGCCACAGGGGAUGGCUUUUUGCCAUCUCCACAGCUGAGUUACGAAGAACUCAAACAAGAAAAUUCCAAGUUAAGGAGUAUGAUCGCCCACAUUGAAACCGUUUCUGAAACUCAGACUGCAAGAGUGAAGCUGCUGGAAAGAACAUUAGAAGAGAGCAAACGAAAAGAAGAGAAAGAGGCCCGUGACUUGGAGGCCAUGGUGCAGCAGGUGGAGGAGAACCUCCAGCUGAUGACGAAACGGGCCGUGAAAGCAGAAAGCAGCGUGAUCAAGCUGAAGCAGGAAAAUGUACUCCUUCAGGCUCAGGUAGAGAGCUUCAAGCUGGAAAAGGAAACCUUGAGGGCCGGCCAUUCGGCCAACGUGGCAUUAAUGAAACGAAACGUGGAUGUGGCCUUGCAGAACCUCCUUGCCGUUGUCACGAAGUCCAGAUCAUCAGUCCAGCAGCUAAUAUCGGGUGCUGAAGAACUGCAGUUGGUGGCCGAGUUUCUCAAGUCCAUAGGCAAGAUCUCUGAGCUCCCACAGGAUUCCUCAUAAAACCCACUGCAAGGACUCCUAGGCCAGGCCCUACCGGCAUGCAAACAGAAAAGUCAGCUUGCUCUCAUCUUGUGCUUCCCUGGACUCCAUCAGAAUCUGCAGCUCAAUCCAACUUAAUCCAGUCACAAUCCAUCUUAAAGCAUUUUGGAGAAGCAGACAAGGUUCUGCUUUUCCAGGCCACCAGGGUUGACUGGUCAUCCACAUAGGUCGGGACUGGGCAGUUUCUGUGGGUUGGGGGAGCUACAUCGCCUCUCUUCCGGAACCCAAUGGGCUCCUUCUCCGUUUUCCCACUAAAGGUGCGGGCCCUACGGGCAGGGUCACCUAGCAGAUUUCUAAGAACCUAGUUCUGCUUCCAAAUAAGAUAAUUUGGCAGAAAGAUGCAGGGUUGCAACUUAUUACAGAGGCAAAUUUGGCAGUGAGGCUGGUGAGGGAAGAAACUCAACCGGCUGGAACAAAGGACAGCAGUGGGCUGCCAUGUUACCUGUCUCAGCAUAGCUUCCAGCUUGAAUUGUCUAGUAAAUUCUUGCUUAAUGUGCGACUCAAAAACUAAUACAAUGUGUCUGAAUCUACCUUCUCUGUGGAAAUCUCAUUCCAGGGUGGAGUAAGACAGCAGCAGCAGAGGCCUUUUUCACCUUUUGUACAGCAAAGAUUUAACCAACACUAUGUGAAUAUGUUGUUUUGAAGCGUCUUAAUUCUUCUAGGUUUUGUAACACUAUUUUUAAAUUAAAAUGGAAUUGCAAGGCA